Messenger RNA from Solanum verrucosum, 1215 nucleotides. RefSeq names its product F-box/FBD/LRR-repeat protein At1g13570-like. The transcript has a single exon. The record is from RefSeq and is a predicted model, not a curated record. Lineage: Eukaryota; Viridiplantae; Streptophyta; Magnoliopsida; Solanales; Solanaceae. Gene Ontology annotation, molecular function: protein binding. Bases 1 to 1215 code for a protein of 404 amino acids.
AUGGCUGACUUAUUGCCGGAAUGUCUCAUUCAAAAAAUACUCGGUUUGCUUAGUCAUAAAGAAGCAAUCAAGAUGAGCAUUCUCUCGAAAACAUGGCUGCAAGCGUGGUUAACUCUUCCCAAGUUGGAAUUCACUGUUCUUUGUUGGGAAGGCCGUACAAAGAUAGUGGACACAAUCAUGGAGAGAUAUGAGAAGGGGAAAAUUCCUAUACAAAAGUUUGAAUUAUCACUGUUUUUUGCUGAUUCUCCCGAACUUUUCCAUCUGGUUGAUAAGUGGCUUCUCAUUGCACUUCAGAAUGGUGUAAAAGAACUUGUACUUCACUUUACAUCAUACCGGGUGCCUAUUUUAACAAUCUUGGCAGCAAAAUCAUUAAGUGAAUUGGUUCUGCACGAUUGUAUACUUAUGCCUGUUUCAUUAUCUAGUGGGGUUGUGAAUUUCAAUUCUUUGAGAAAAAUUUCUCUAUCUAAUGUAACGUUAGACGAAAACAUGCUUCAGACUCUACUUGAUAGCUGUCCCUUGAUUGUCUCUUUCAUCCUUGAGAAUUGUUCGGGGAUGAAAGUUCUAAAAAUCAAGUCGGAUUCCCUAAAGGUCUUGAAGAUUAUACAGUAUUACAAGAUAUGUGACAUUGAUGCUCCAAAUUUGGUAUCCCUUGACUAUACUGGGAGUGAAAUUCCUGAACUUAACAUUGCAAGAGGGUCAAGCCAAUUGAAGAACACAAAAAUCAUUCUUCAUUGUCUCCCCAGUUUCUCCAGUUUAAUUAAUACGGCAUGGUUUUGUAAGUUGAGGAAGUUUCUAUCAAAUCCGUCCUCUUGUUCUGAAGUUAGCCUUUGUUUAUUCGAAUGCGAUGAGAUCAACCUGACAGAUUUGCAAAUGGACCACAUAGGUUCCACUGGAUGGGUGGAUGUUUUAAAUCUCAAUAUGCUACUGAUGAAUCAAAUUAUAGAGUGCCCAACUUUUGUGGAUGCGUUGCUAUGGAGUUGUCAUCCUAGGAGACUCAACUUAAUCUCAUUUGAUAUUGAAACAGUUACACGUUUAAUUGAUUGUUUAAUGUAUAUGAAGAAUUCGAGUCAUUCUACAUAUUCUCAUGGUUGGAAUAAUCAAUUAAAAGAAAUAAAAGCUUUUGAUGGAAAAAAUCAGUUGCUGCAACUCGGAAGUGAGGAGCUUGCAAAAAGGAUUACGGAGGGGGAGCAACCUUAUUUCAUAUUAGAUUGGUGA